AUGCGCCAUUACGCUCUUUAUAUCGACAUCGAUAAACUUCGAAAGCCCUCGGAGUCAGUGGUAUCUAGAGAGGCGAGCUACAAUAAAAUGUACCGAGCUAGCUACAGGCCUGAGCAGUUACUCCGCGCCCACCCCCGCCGCCCCCUCCACCACCCCCGCCGUCCCCUUUCCGACAUAUGCGCAAUCCACCCCCACGGGCACUCGUACAAAGGCAUCACCUGCGACCCUGCGGAUACACAUGCGUGCAUCUGUCAAUUCGUCCGCAGAUCGGCAGCUAAUAACAUCGGCCGCGGUCAAUUUGAUUCAAUAAUUGACCUGCAAAAGGUCCGCGUUGAUCGGAACAAUUUAUCCGAAGGAUCCCCGCGAGCGGAUUUUAUAAGUGACGUAAUAAUACGU
Molecule: messenger RNA, 396 nt
Organism: Iphiclides podalirius (scarce swallowtail)
Lineage: Eukaryota; Metazoa; Arthropoda; Insecta; Lepidoptera; Papilionidae
Source: the annotation of a GenBank genome assembly